ACCACCCCUGCCCGCCCAAACUCCACCCAGGGAAGGCGGCGCGGAUAAAGGUUCAGGGCCGCCGGUGCGGCCCCAUACCUACCCCACCACGGCGCACUGGUUCUCGACCCAGGUACAUUAAAGGACUGUGGUGACCUCCGACUGGCCCGAUCUUCGGAGCGGCGGCGGCGACUGUUGCUAAGGGAGGUGACGCGCCGAGAAACGCGGCCCGACCGGCAGACGGCAGUAAGCGCGGUCAGCCAGCGGCGCCCACUCCUCCGGGACCCUCCCCCCGCGCCCGCCUAGUCUCGGUCGACUCCCGCCGCCCUUGAAAGAAGCCGCAAGUACAGUCCCCACCCCCGGAAGGCGCCCCAACGAGCCGACUCGACCCCGGAGCGCCACUGAGAUUCUUGAUUCGCCAUUUGUUCCUGGGACCUUCUCGAAGGGGACACGCGCUGCCCCUCAUACCCGGUGACCCCGAGAACCCUGGUUCGGGGAGCCCCGGCCCUGUCCGGAGGCGCGGCGAGGAUUGGCGUUGCCCCGCGGACCCCAGUUCCCCAGCGCGGGCCGGGGAUGGAGCCGCAGCCUGGCGGCGCCCGGAGCUGCCGGCGCGGGGCCCCUGGCGGCGCCUGCGAGCUGGGCUCCGCGGCGGAUGCAGCGUCCAUGAGCCUGGCCAUCCACAGCACAACGGGCACUCGCUACGAGUUGUCGGUGUCCCCCGACGAGACGGUGGAGGGGCUGCGCAAGCGGCUGUCCCAGCGCCUCAAAGUGCCCAAGGAGCGCCUGGCGCUGCUCCACAAAGACACCCGGCUCAGUUCGGGGAAGCUGCAGGAGUUCGGCGUGGGGGAUGGCAGCAAGCUGACUCUCGUGCCCACCGUGGAGGCGGGCCUCAUGUCUCAGGCCUCAAGGCCAGAACAGUCUGUGAUGCAGGCUCUGGAGAGCUUAACAGAGACCCAGCCCCCAGCGGCGCCCGGGCCGGGCCGGGCUGGCGGAGGCGGCUUCCGGAAAUACCGAUUCAUUUUAUUUAAGCAUCCGUGGCACCGACAGGGACCCCAGAGCCCAGAGAGGGGCGGCGAGAGGCCCCAGGUCAGUGACUUCUUGUCAGGCCGCUCACCGCUGACCUUGGCUCUUCGAGUGGGUGACCACAUGAUGUUCGUCCAGCUUCAACUUGCGGCCCAGCACGCCCCACUACAACACCGCCAUGUGCUGGCAGCUGCAACCGCUGCCACCCGUGGGGACCCCAGCAUGACCACUCCUGUGUCCUCUCCCUGCCGGCCAGUGUCCAGUACUGUCCGUGUCCCCCCAGUGCCCACCAGCCCUGCACCUGCAUCCCCCUCACCUGUAACAGCCGGCUCCUUCCAUUCCCACUCAGCCCCCACCACCUGCCCCGAGCAGAUGGACUGUUCCCCUGCUGCCAGUGCCCGGGCCAGCCCCACAUCCACCCCUGGGGGCAGCCCCACCUCCCGUUCCCGAAAACCUGGUGCCAUUAUCGAGAGCUUCGUGAACCAUGCCCCAGGGGUCUUCUCAGGGACCUUCUCUGGCACGCUGCACCCCAAUUGCCAGGACAGCAGUGGGCGGCCGCGGCGGGACAUCGGCACCAUCCUGCAGAUCCUCAACGACCUCCUGAGUGCCACGCGGCACUACCAGGGCAUGCCCCCGUCACUGACCCAACUGCGUUGCCACGCCCAGUGUGCACCUGCCUCUCCUGCCUCAGACCUCACCCCAAAAACUACCUCCUGUGAGAAGCUGGUGGCCUCGGCCCCGGCCGCCCUGAGCCAGGCCCGCCUGGGCAAGCCCACGGGGGACCGGCUGCGGCAGACGGAGAACCGAGCCACCCGCUGCAAGGUGGAGCGCCUGCAGCUGCUGCUCCAGCAGAAACGGCUCCGCAGAAAGGCUCGGAGGGAUGCCCGAGGCCCCUACCACUGGCCACCCAGCCGCAAGGCCGGCCGCAGCGACAGCAGCCCUGGAGGCAGUGGUGGCAGCCCCAGUGAGGCUGCGGGCUUGGGCCUUGACUUCGAGGAAUCUGUCUGGAAGCCAGAAGUUAACCCCGACAUCAAGUCAGAGUUCGUGGUGGCCUAGAAACCUUGUCCCUCACCCCUGCCCAGGGUGGCUGAGAGCAUCGCCCAGCUCAGGAGGGCAGGCAGUGGGCACUGCAGGAGGCCCCUCCCUCUUCAGCCAGCGUCCUGGUUUUUUAAAAUUUUCAUUUCUUACCAUGGUUUUCCAAACCCUCCGUGGCCUUGGGUUCCUGCCUCCUCGGUUCAGCCUCACAUCUCCCCACCUCUUCCUCUGUACCCCCACCCUCCCUCAGCCACGCAGGGUCCUUCCCUGCCCACCUUCCCAAGCUCCAAAUAUGUAGCAGUCUGUCCAGAUGGUUCAGAGCAGAAAUGAGGAAGAAGCCCCCCCUUCCGCCAGCUCUGAUGCUCCACCCCCCCACCCCCCUUCAGGUUUAAGUCUAAAAUGUAGAUGCCUCAUUUGCACUUUACAGACAGGAGGGGGCCACAGAGAAGAAAACCCCCACUGCCAAUUCUGGUCUCCGCCUACCCAGCAGGGCCCCGCGGGGCUCCAAACACCUCACAGGACCCACAGCUGCACCAACCAGGGGCUGUCUCUUCCACGUCUGUACUACUUUCUCUUCUUAGUUUCUUUUUCCUGGAAAAGAAAAGCUGUUUCAGGGGAGGCUGGCCAGAACCUGCCUUGGAGUGCGGGUCUGGGUGUAGUCAGUACCCUUUCCUGGCAGAGAAGGGACGGAGGGGAACAGAUUUGCUGCCUGCCUUUGCUGGCCACGCACUGUGUGACGCUCUUCUGAUGCUACUCUCCAACCCCACAUCUUUUUUUUUUUUUCCUGAGCUCUGGGUAUUUAUAGACUGUUAAUUUUCUGACUGAGCCAAUAGUAGUUGGGAAUCUCUUGAAAAAUCAGGAGAGAAAUUGCUGUGGGGUCGGGGAGAUGCCCCCAGCCCUACUUCUCAGCCCAACCUGAGUGAUCUGGGCCUGUGGACUGUCGGGGUGACUCUCCUGCAACCUGGAGGGGAGGGGGUGCUGAGCUGUGAAUCUCAUGGUUAGGGGCUACACUGUAGCAUUAACCCCUUGGGAGGGUUGCUGCUGGUCUAAUUUGGAACCUCCCCACUCAUGCCCAUGCCCCAGGGGUCUUCCGCCCCAGAGCAGAGGGACAGGAACCUCCCCUUAAUUGGGGCCAUUUCAAUGUGGGUGGAGUUUAUUUUUCAUUCACUUUUUUUUACUGAUAAAUGGAGAUGUCUGGGCCUUCCCCCCACACACACCUGUCUGUCCUGCAGGAUACCCCACCCCCUGCCUGUCUCCUUCCUUUUGUCCUACUUGUAGAUGAACUCCCCCAGGUCCUCACUCCUUCCCCAUAUGUGUUUCAAGUUAAUGGUUUCAGAUGUGAACAUCAUGUGUUAACUGUAGCUCUGUAAAUUUUUUUUGUGGGGGGGGGUGGGCGGGGAGGAGGGGUCAGAAAGUUAGGGGUCAGAGAUUUGUUUUGUUUUUUCUAAAAGGAGAGAAGAGGGGCAGAUUUGUUUUUGAAAAACUGUCUUGGAUACCUAUUUAAAUGUGUGUUCUCUUUUAUUUUGAACAAUUUUUAAGUAAUGUCUAUACGCCCAGGCAGGAACCACCCUUGCCCGGCCCCCCUCCCUCACCAUGCCCAGCCCCUGAAGAAAGCAUUACCAGUCCUGGGGGUUGGGGUCGGGCUGUGGGGUGUGCCUGCACUUUUCGUGAGUUUUCUGUAUGAAAAAAGGCCUACACAAACACCAACACCAUGAUUUCAAGUAAUAAAAAGACGCAAGUGAAAGUCCCUCCUGCUCCCCUGGGGCGAGGGAGGGCUGUUCCAGAGCUUGAUAACUAGUGGUCUUACAUGCCUGGGAGGGGUGCCUUUAUGAGGUGGCAUGCUGGGUCUCCCACCAUCUUGGGUGUGAGUGGAUCUCAUAACAUCCCAGGCCCCCUCCCUGAUUGAGGGUGAGGGUGAGCAGGAAGCUACCCCUGCAGAGGAGUGGCAGGUAGGCCGCCACCAGUGCCCAAGGCCCGAAGUCCAGGGUAUGGGUAGGGGAUGUGUGGGGCCUUACCCUCUCAAUUCCCUGCUCUGGUUGGCCCAGACUUGAGCCCCCUCCCAGGAUACCACCAGACUCCCCACCCCCUCUCUAGUAAGGAAUCCAUCAUUCCCAGGGCCUGGGGCUGUUGUGCAAGGCCACCAGACCCAGUGUGAACUCUCCCUGGCCUUGCAUUCCAGCACUCCCCAACCCUGACCUUCAUGCAUCCAGCCUCCAGGAACAACCCUCUCUUGGCCUGGGAAGUUUCUCAGUUUGUGUCUCCCACUUCUCUGGGAUCUCACCUUCAUCUACUUGGGGUUGGACAGACACAGGACAAUCAUUUACUUUACAUGGAUUUCCUCAUUUCACAAGUACUGCUACCUAAGAUAAUUAACACCUCCCAUUUCAUAGAGGAGAAAACACUGGUCCAGGAGGUGACUCCCACCCCUGGCCAAUUUUUUAAAUUGGAGAUUGAUUUGUUGUUCCAGUUAUUUAUGCAUUCAUUGGUUGAUUCUUUUAAUUUCUAUUUAUUGAUUUUAGAGAGAGGAAGGGAGAAAGAAACAUCAAUUUGCUCAAAUUAUUUUAUGCAUUCACUGAUUCUUGUUUGUGCCCUAACCAGGAAUCUAACCCGAAAUCUUGGUAUAUGAAAAGAUGUUCUCACAGGUAUCUGGCCAGGCCUCCCGGGCUGGUUUCUGAUGGCCCAAGCUCCUGCCCUCCCAAGGCCCAGCUCCCUGGGACCCCAGAAGGAAGGGAAGGGUUCCCUCCCAGAAAUACCGUGGAGGCAUCUUGUGGAGGCACUGGGGCCCCUCCCACCGUCCGUUCACCCCCAAAUCAUCUUUGCCCGCUCACAGCAAAAAGGAAUCAGGGUGUCCAGGUCAGGCUGAUCACUUCAGACCUGUGUCAACGGAGCAAACGCCCCCGCCGGUGGUGGAAGCGUGGGUGGGGCAGUUCAGGUGGAACCCCCACCUACGCAAUCCGGCUGGAGGGAGGGGGAGGGUAAGGGCCUAGCGCUGUGACCACCGCAGAGCUGGGUGGGGGAUGCAGAGGGAGGGUGUCCACUCAGGAACACGCUGAAUCACGGGGCUGUGUAUGCACAAUGCAGGGCGGGGAACACUUGCCCUGAUGCCCCGGAACUUACUCCCUCUGGGCGCAGCCCCGGAAUCAAGAGUCACGGCCCUGCCCAGGGGUCCUAAGAAGACUCCACCCCGCCUGGGGCUGAGGGCCGCAGUGCAGACACCUACAGGAAGUGCGGGUGGGGGUGCCCAUCCGAGGUGUUGCAGCGGCGGGAGGUCAGACCAUGCAGGAGUAGGAGGCACGGAAAGGUAAACUGAGGCCCAGGGAGAGCAGGGACUACUGGGGCCGCAAGUGUUGGGGUUGGCCCUGAACCGCCGCCUCCCCCAUUAACGAAAAAGAUGAAUGGGAAGAGGCGGCCCCGGAAACCACAGGGAUGGAAACGUGGUUUCCAGGGCAACGCGCCUUGGCAGGGCUCUUACGUCACCGUACAGCGGGCGCCCCGCCCGCCCCCUACCGCGCGUCGGCGGCCCAGGCCCCGCCUGCCACCGGUGACGCCUCCUCGGUGGGUGCGCGCCGGGCCUCGCACACACCAACAGGGGGCGGGGCUGCCUCCCGAGGCAGGACCGAGCCCCGGCCGGGCCGAGUGCGCCCGUGUGGCGCGGAGGCGUUAGGCCCCUCUGGCCGCAGUUUUGACGCCGGCGGAUAUCUUCUGACGGAAGAGGAGGCGGGUCCGGGGGCGCCGCCCGUGCCCCGCCCCCCACCCCCUCCUGCCUCGGCGCGCUCGAGUGCGCCCCUUCUUCUACGCCCAGGUGUUGACUGCGGGCCCCUCCCCAACGUCCCCGUGUGCGUGACCCCAGGCUGGAGGAGUACUGCAGUCCCCAAGCUGGGAAGCCCAGGAGACCCAAUGGGAAGAGGACACUUGGAAUGAGGCUUUGCCCAUGGAAUAGGAGUUUGACAAAUAGAGGAAGAGGCAACGGGGGCCCCAGGCGCGUGCAAAGACCAGGAGACAUAAAAGCAGGAGUCAGGUGAAGGGAGCAGAAGCCAGAACAUCCAGGACGGACAGUGGCUGGACGCUGGGCCUGGCCUUAGGGGAGAGGCCUGAGAAGGGACAAGUGGGGCUGGAGCCUCCUCUGAAGGGGCCCCCUGUUCAGAGAGAUGA
Molecule: messenger RNA, 6189 nt
Organism: Myotis myotis
Lineage: Eukaryota; Metazoa; Chordata; Mammalia; Chiroptera; Vespertilionidae
Gene: MIDN
Product: midnolin
Exons: 9
Coding region: 553-2058 (501 amino acids)
Cellular component (GO): nucleus
Molecular function (GO): protein binding
Source: RefSeq, a predicted model, not a curated record